GUCUUCCGAUGUUUCCUUUCUCGCUUGAGUUCUUUCCUCUCAAUCGUAAAAACCGUACAUCAUGUUCAAGCUGUGCAUCCUCGCCCUUCUUCUCGCCGCCGUUUGCGCCGCACCUGCACCUGCACCUGCACCAGGUGCGGUCCUAGCGGCACCCCUGGCGGCGAUACCGGCGCCAAUCGUGACGGCCAGCAGCAGCCAGGUAGUCGCCAGGAACUACAACACCCUGGCAGCGGCACCCCUGGCAGCGGCACCCCUGGCAGCGGCACCCUUGGCAGCAGCACCCCUGGCAGCAGCACCCUUCGCCUACGCCGCGGCUCCCUACGCCGCGGCUCCCUACGCCGCGGCUCCCUUGACAGCAGCUUAUGGCACCCAUGCCGUUGCACCUGCCGCGUAUACCGCCUACUCGGCGCCCAUUCUUUUAAAGAAACGGAAAAAGAGAAGAAAUCGUGACCUAAGAACGCGCGUGUUCGUUUUCCGCUUGAGACAAGGCGACGCCCUCCCCGAAGGUGCGUUAAGAAGGUGCAAAAGAGGAGAAGGGAGGUUGGAGAUUCCCGGUAUAUCCGGCAGGGAUUCCUUACUCCUAUAUAAGACGCGGCACGUCGUAUUUUGGAAUAUUAUCGUUCUCUGAUGCAAACCAGACAGACACACGAGCUCCAAGAUGUUCAAGCUGUUGUGCUUAGUCGCCUUCCUGGCAUUCGCCGCGGCCGCUCCCGCACCCGGACCCGCACCCGCACCCGCGCCUGCACCCGCGCCAGCACCCGGAGCGAUCAUCGGCGCCCCUCUUGUGACAUCCUACAGCGCUCCCGUCGUUUCCGCACCGUUGGCUUACAGCCUACCGGCGUACAGCGCGUAUUCGGCGUACCCGGCCUUGCCGUACGCAUACAGGAGCUACGCGGCCUUGCCGUACGCCUUGUAAGAGUUACGCAUAAGCCUAUGUGGCCUAAUUGAAGAUACAGGCAUCGGAAGACCAGGCAUCGCAGAGACCAAGGACCAACCUUCACGGAUACUUCACAAACGAAUUAAUGAAAAAAAUCAAGAAUCGCCCGCCCAAUCUCUUCGAAAAGUCAUCCCGUGAUUCAUCCUUCUCAUUUUCUCCUCAUCUCCCCCGUUCGGAUAAUAAUUUCGCAUUUUCAUCCAAGACUCAGAAUCAAUAAAGUCGCUUGAAAGCAA
This is a messenger RNA of Camponotus floridanus (Florida carpenter ant), 1170 nucleotides long. RefSeq names its product Krueppel-like factor 16. Lineage: Eukaryota; Metazoa; Arthropoda; Insecta; Hymenoptera; Formicidae. The record is from RefSeq and is a predicted model, not a curated record.